Messenger RNA from Amphiprion ocellaris (clown anemonefish), 8258 nucleotides. It is a transcript of the gene kmt5c, whose product is annotated as lysine methyltransferase 5C. Gene Ontology annotation, molecular function: histone H4K20 methyltransferase activity; protein binding. Bases 389 to 6607 code for a protein of 2072 amino acids. The record is from RefSeq and is a predicted model, not a curated record. Lineage: Eukaryota; Metazoa; Chordata; Actinopteri; Pomacentridae. The transcript is spliced from 9 exons. Gene Ontology annotation, cellular component: nucleus.
UGGUAAGUUCGGUUGCGCUGAACGUCGCUCAUCAACUUUUGCUACUAGACGAGCCUGGCAAAGCUAGUUAGCAGCUACUAAACAUAUACAUUUCUAAACUAAUUCGUCGCUGAUUGCGGUGCAUUUCUGGCGUUUGAAAUUCAAACUGGGAUUUACAGUCGUCCGCAAAGCAGCAAAUUCCAGAGGUGACGAGGAGACUCCAUUUUCGUAUGCGGCUGCUCGGGCUAGCCAGCAAGACGGCGGAAAGCUAGCUGGUUAUGUUGCUAGGCUAACUUUCCCUGCCAGGCGAACGGGAGCCAGAGCAAGCUAGCAGCUUGCGAUAAAUUGUCUAUCUGACGAUACCUUCGUUUACUACAAAAGACUCCCAGCAUGCUGAUGGUGGGAGGCAAUGGACGGAUGCACUAGAAUGAGUGUGAAGGAGCUGUGUGAGACCGAUGACCUGGCCACCGGUUUGGUGCUGGACCCGUUACUGGGGUUCAGCACCCACAAGAUGAACAUCAGUCCCCCACCAGAGAUUCGGCGCUGGGGUAACCUCAAAGAGACCCUCUUGCGGUUUCAACGUACGCAUGACUUCAACGCUACGUUUGAGGCACUGACGGUGGGCGAACUGGCUGGUGAUUACUUUAAUGCUUUGGGAAGCCAUCGACAGGAGCUGCUGAGACAACAUGUUUAUCGCUACCUCAGUGCCUUCCUGUUGGAUAGCGGUGUCAAGAUCGAGUCCUGUGACAGAUACUCCUCAGAGACCAACGGAGCAAAGAUAACCUCAACAAGGCACUGGUUUGCAGGGGAGCGGGUGGAGGUCCUGCUGGGCUGCAUAGCAGAGCUGAGCCCCGCUGACAGUGCCGUGCUGAGGGCAGGAGUCAAUGACUUUAGCGUGAUGUAUUCCACACGCAAGCGCUGUGCUCAGCUCUGGCUCGGGCCUGCAGCUUUUAUUAACCACGAUUGCAAACCAAACUGCAAGUUCAUCCCUGGGGAAAAGAAUAUUGCUUGUGUUGAAGUCAUUCGACCCAUUUCUCCUGGGGAAGAGAUCACAUGUUACUAUGGUGCCAGCUUUUUUGGUGAAGGCAACGAAAUGUGUGAAUGCUGCACCUGUGAGAGGAAUGGAGAGGGCCACUUCAAGCACAGAGGGAAACAGCCUGAAUGUGAGGAAACGAAGGACCCUGUGGGCCAGAAGUACCGCCUGAGAGAGAGAUAUCUUCGUCACCACAGAGAAAAAGGUCACUUUCCUACAAGGCCGAUAACACCAGGAAUACACUCGGGUAUCUUUAAAGCCAUCCCCUCAAGGAACUCCUUUACUCAGCAGAUGAGGAGAAAUGCCUUGAAGAACAGAAAACUGAGUCAAACAAAGGAGUGGAGACGGGAGAAGCAAAGACGAUCAGGAAAGCAUCCACUAAAAUCCUCCACGUUUAAACAGUGCAGGGCAGUUCCACUUUUGUCCCAGGUUACUCUAAGGGACCUUACAAUCAGAGUACGGCGCCACUCAGUGGACUUCCUGCUUAAUUGUAAGGAUCCCAAAAGCAAAGAAAGGGCCUUGCUGCAACAGCUGGAGGAAGUAAAGCCAAAAGAUAACAGGCUGAAUGAACUAAACUCGACUGGUGAAGAAAAUGACAGCAGUGCAUUAAACUUGAAGCCUUUCACUCUAAAUUCCUCCAUGUCAGUUCAUCAGAGAAGCAGACCUGCUGUAAGUAACACAGCGGUGAAUGGGAAGCCUAUCAAAGCAGUGGGCAAGCGAGCGGUACACAUGAGGACCUCGUCAAGAACAAAGGACAUGGUUCGCGCCGUGUCCACACAGCAGACAGAGUCCACUAACACGGAUAACACUACAACUGUUUGUCCACCUGUUGAGGUUGACAAAACCUGCAGUGCAAUACAACAAGAGAAGACUGAAAAUGCAUCCACAGAAAGUCAAGGCAGCAGCAUUGAAUCCUGCAUCAUCGCUGAGGUUCAAAAUCCAACUGCUGAGCAAAAUGAGCGCAAGACUAUCAGAGCGUCAUCCCUGUCAGAGGUCUGUCAGAGCAUCACAGAUGAAUCAAAGAAAGCUGGGGACAAUCCACUAAUAUCUCUGAAGCAAUACCUUACCGUCAAUCUAACGAGGUUAUCAGUGCAACAAAGUUUUGAAGCUGGAAAGACCUGUGAAGACAGGAAAGGAAGAAUGGACAUAAGAGGAAGGAGCAGGCAGAGCCAGUGUCCUAAACCAGCGACCCUGGUAGAAAAACGAGUAUCCAGAUCUCAGCAGAGGCAGGGAGGAAGUUCAGACAUCUGUACAGCUGAAGGUAACAGAGGGGUGAGGGAAAUGCUUUUUAAGGCCAUAGAUAAAGUUAAUGUAAGAAAGCGGCACCUUGAUGAGAUUGUUGAUGAUUCGUCCCACAGUGAGAAAAAAAGGAACGACAAGGUUAUUGAAAUACAAACAGUGUCAGAAGAAAAAGUUUGUGUACAAAAAGACCAACAGAACAUUUCAAAAGACAAGAGUGAAGGGCAGAAAGAAAAUAGAAACUCUGCAUCAACAGUUGUAGAAUGUAAAAGUAAUAUAGUUCUUGAAGAAGUAAAAGAGUCUGAAUGUAAAAUCGUGUCCAGUGAAGAAAUGAAAGCGCAAAAUAACAUCCAGUCUAUGAAAAAUAUCGUCAGGGAUGCAUGUAAGCAGAAAGAAGUGCUUAAAGUAUCAACACAAAUGACUCGGAGUUUGAGUAGACAGGCAGUGAGUAGGCAUGAAGAAGAUAUUGUUAUCAAGCAAGCAAAGGUUCUGCUAUCUGAUAUUUUAAGAAAAGAUAAAUCCUUAAUAGAUAAGAGAUUGCAGGGAGAUAUUGUAGGACGAGGGUUGUCUAACUUAAUCUCUCAAGAAACGCAGAGUGCCGAGGAGGAAGCAGAAGAAACUGAAAUAAAUGGAGGCAGGUGCUAUCGUUCAGCGCAGAGACGAAAGAUGAGGCCCAGAGCAGCAAAAGCAAAAGCAGAAGAAAAGCAAUGUACAAAGGGGCGCUUGAGCGAAGAAGUUCCAGCUACAGUUAAGACUGAGUUUGGUGUGGAAAGUUUGCAGCUUCAGUCGUCACAGAGGCACAGUGACCCACCGACUCCCUGCCUCAAUCCACUACCUCACAAGACACCAGAUACCAAUCCACAGGCCCACACACAGUCCAACAUACCUCUGAAGAAACGUACAUUUCGCAGUUCUGUGGAAAUGGUCUCUGAACAAACUCUGAAGUCUGUUUCAGAUCAGGUUUCUAAAAAAGUCACUGAGCUAAAUUCAUCUACAGCUCUAACAAAGGACAUCCCUCCAUGUUCAGGGGAGAGCAGCAAAGUGAAAGUUAGACCUAGGAGAACAGAAGUCCAAAAGUUAGGUCCCAAAAGGAUGACAAAACAAACCUCCUUUACCAGAGUGCUUCGCUCCAGAGCUAACGAAGUACAGCGAGGCCAUUUAUUGAGGAAAGUUCGAAUGUGUAAAUUAGAGAGGCAAGAUGACGAUGACAUCAGCCAGGCUGUGACAGAAGAGACUGAUAAGAUUGCAGAGGGCAAACAUGCUAAUCUGGCGAAAAGCCAGCAACGGUUUGGUAAGAAAUCCGCUUUAAAUAUAUCUCAAAAGAAAGAGCAGGUGGAAGCAUUAAUGCUCGAACAAAGUGAUUUAGAGGACGUAAAGCCUGGCCUUAAUUUUAAGAUUCGUCUUAAGAGGAGAAGGGGUAAAGUGUGGGAGAUGCAAAGUGCAGGAUUUGAAAAUGUAGCAUUAAAAACCGAAAAGGGAGAUGAGUUGGUGACAUGCGAUCCUUUUAAAGCCAUCAUGGAUUCUGUAUCAAUUUUAAACAUGGAGAUGGAGGCAGCUCAGGCUCACGUGCAGGCUAGUAAGAAGUCAAAGAGCAGGCUGCAUCGUAUGAAAAAAAGGAGGGAGAGGUUGAAUGAAAAGCAAGCCAUAAAUUUAUCCACAGUUGGGAAAUCAGAGAAAGACGCUGAAAGUGCAUGCCUGCCCAGUGAAUCUGCCAACAAUAACGUAGAAGUUAAAGAGAAAAUUGACAGAGAGCCUCCUGUUGGAGUCAAGCAGCUAUCAGAAAAAAUCGACAGUAACAAAAAUGACAGUGGGAUGUUGGCUUCAGGCCAGGAAACAAAAGUUGAGGACCGUUUUGUAAAGAAUUGCUGCUUAUUUGAAAGUGGGUUGCAACAAAAGCAGGAACCAGAAUUGGAUUUCAAUGGUCUUCCAUUACCAGUAAUUAAACUACGGAGGAAAGUUGAGGAUAUUUGGGAGGUGGAGAGCAAAGAGGAGCUCUUACAAACCGGACUGAAAAUAGAGCCCAGAGUAGAGAUGAGGGGUCACAUUUUCGGGAAACAAAAGAAAGGAUGUCUUGAUUUUAACAAGCUCAAAGAAGAGUGUCCAUCUUCUCAGAGGCUCAACAGCCACUCUGCCCCUCUGAAAACAGAACCACCUCCAUUUUCUCUGUCUCUAUCACCACUGUCACUGUCAUCGCCUCUUAAUGACAAUAAAGCUGAAGUUAUAUCCCUGGCUCCUGAUAGAAUCACUGAAAGGCCAGAGAUGAACAGCGGAGGAAGGAAACAGAGGCACAAAAUGGACAGAACACGCAAGUGUGGGCCUGUAGAAACACCCACCACUUGCCUUAGUCACACUCUCCAGCAAAUUGAUAACAGUCUCUCAAAGCUCUCUGAGGGCUUGUGUUCAUCUCAGACUCUGGAAAAGCCCACAGCCUGUUCCAGUGCUUCUAAUUCUGUCAUCCAGCCCCCAUCCCAGUCUCCUCCAUUCACAACUGCUGAUAACAUGCUCUCUGGUGAGCCUAACUUCACUAACUGUUGUGAUGAUAUUCUAGAUUUUCAAUGUCUUAACUUUGAGGGGUAUUAUCAGCCACAGAACAUACUUCCAUCAUCUCCAUCAGAUUUGUGUUCGCUGGAUCCACCCACAGAUCCUUUCAGCAGCCCCCUCUCUCAUAGCCCCUCUGAUACAUGGACCACUGAAACACCGUACCUUGGCCCUCCUAGUCCAGGAAAUAACUUUACCAGUGAGGAUCUGCAAUUUUUUCCAGGCCUAAUUUCUUCCAAAAGUGACUCGGUUCCACUGGAAUGCGAAGUGAAGGAUACCUGCAAAGACAGAAACCCACCCAACUCCAGUUUCAAUUUUUCAGCUCUGGGCAACUCUGACUUGAUGGUUAAGGAUCGGAUUAUAAGUAAAAAUCUAGGAAUGCGGAUGUCCAAAGAAGACCUCAAACCCCAGUCUUUGUCUGUAACCAACAAACCUCGUUUGCUUGGCACAGCAGCAUCAUCUGUUACAUCUCAAAAUCCUCUUACUUUAACUCAAUCCUCUAUGAACGUCAGGCCGAGCACCAGCCAGUCAAAAACCCAGUCCAACUUUAAAACCCAGGGCCCUUUCCAUCGAAUGACCAUUCCUAGUAAAUCUCAAACGUUUCCAAGUAGUCAGCCAAACACAGUCAGGGGAAUGCCCCAGAGCUGCCUGACAAAGUCCGUCCCAACAUCUCAAAUGUCGAAUAAAUUCCUCUCUCCUCAACUCUUCACUGUGAAAAAUCCCAAUCCUCCGGACAAUCCAUUAAACUUCCAUGAGAAAACCUCUACAGUUAUUCACAGGGUGCUUAAGUUUCAGGGGGGGAACCCGAGUCAGAACUUGUAUAGUGCACCUUGUAAAGACAUCAUGGCUGCUGGCAGCCCGACCGUCACGUCGAGAACACUCAGUGCAAAGCCUGGUGUUGUUGAGAAGACCCAGCAGAGUCAGAAAUUUGGUGUUAAUACAGAAAGCCAUAAUAAAGACAACAUUUCUGUACAUGGAUUUGGGAAGGAUGUCAGCCAUCUUGCUUCCUCCACAAACCUCAGCAGAUCCAGUCUUCAUUUCAACAAGCCCAACUCCUCUAUUCCUCAGUCUUUUAGUAAAAGUAAGAUGUCAUCUGACAAACACGAAAGUAGUGAAGCCAACAUGACAUACAGAAACUUCUCUGGGCUGCCAAGACCCUUCUUCUUUCCUAGCAAAAUGUCAGACGGUUAUUCAUCACCACAAGACAAGAGUUUGAAACAGGAUAAGUCUACUGCGGCAACCUCAGACAAACACCAGCCAUGUUACACUCAGCAAGACCCUUUUGAUUUCAGCUUUGGCUCAUCUCUGUCGCCCAUGUCUCAGCACAGCAGCCCCCAAGUGGCCCACAGUACACCUCCUGGUACACCAGCAAACAAGAGUCAGUCCUCGACCUCCUCAGCCUCUUUCCCUUAUGGCUAUCAAGGUCCCCCUUACGUACUAAACUUCAGCGGAGACCAUUCGUUGACCCUGGGUCUCAGGGAUGGAGCUGAGGGCUACCCAGGAUUAGGCUCAACAAACUACACCUACCACUGUCUGAUGGAACCUUCAGGCACACAAGGGCGGCUGGUUCUCGAGCCCUGUGGACCCCAGCUGUCUAACCCAGCAUCUUUUGCCUUGGGUGGAUUUUCAGGGCUAAAAGGUCAGGAAGAACACUGCAGAAAGGACAUGCAGCAGCAGUGCCAGCCUGGAGAACACCAAGGCACAUCACACUACGGACCUGUUCCAACAUCUCACUCCAUGGGUGCCACAAAACCCAAGCGAGUGAGGUUGGUGGUGACAGACGGCACAGUAGACUUAGAUCUUCAGUACUCAGAUUGAUUUAUACCCGCAGGAAUUCCAGACUACAUUUGGAUGUUGUUUUUCUGUGAGGGGGAUUAUACAGUAUCUGCCACAAAAAAGAAAAUGUUUUUGUAAGCAUUGUAAUUCAUAGUCUACCGGUUAUUAAAGUCAACUGACUGGCAUUUUUCUAAAUCAUUAUUUUGAUGGACUGUUAAUAUACGAAUGACUUGUACAGGGUUUAUGUAAAGGAGGCUUACUGGAGUGUUUUAAUUACUGUAUGAUUUUUUAAGAACUAAAUAUCUAAAUACAAUCUGCAUAGCAUACCAAAUUUUGAAUGCAUCAAGAAAAACAAAGCAUUAAAUAUGUGAGUGGGAGUUUGAACCUACAGGCCCUGUAAUCAUUGAAAGCCCUCUUACUGUACUGUAGCAUAGAUGUAUGAAUUUUUCUAUACCAUGUAUGGCAGUAGAGACAGAAACCACCAUCACUGGUUGGCGGUACUUGUAUUGGUGGGUUUUAAAAAGGCAGCUUUGUGCCUCAGACUUUGAUAUGUUCUUGUGACUUUUUGAAGCACCUGUUGACACCCUGUCUACCCUCAUUUUUAUACUCACAGUAAGGUCUUUUUCUCACCGUGUGUGUGUGUGUGUGUGCAAGUCUUUGUGUGUGGGUGUGUGCAUGCAUUUGGCAGGUGGGUCUCGAGGGAUCAAAGUAACGUGUGUCGUCAUACCUGAUCGUGUGACUGUCGCUUUGCCAGAUUUAUGUAAGUUCAUUAGUGCAUAAAUGAAAGGCUCGUGCAGGAACAGUGUACAGUAAAACAAUUUCACAACCUGAAACGAUAUAUUCUAGGGCAACUCUACUGGGUAAAGAUGCGUUUCAUGAACUGCAGCUUUUCACAGCUGCUCUCUUGAGUACAGAUGUGGAUGAGUGACGGUGGGGGGGAACUGCAAUAUGUUUUUUCAGGCCAGUUGUGCUUAAUGGAUUGAGGGAUAGCGCAACACGGCAUCUUUGUAAUGGAAGUACACCCAGCUGGCAGACUAUGAGAAACAUUCGAAUAUUGUCAUGUUGCAUUAAAUAAAAAGUGACAAUCUUUUCACAGAGUUGCUCACUUUUGUUGUUUAGGUCUUGUUUUCAAGGAGAGAACAGAAGGAUAAAUUGUGCAUCAUCUACAAUACUUGCAGUUGUUUUGUUGUGGCUGAUGGAGCUACAUGUUCAUAGGUGUUUAUAUUGUAACCAGAGUUAUUUGCUGUUGAUUGUGGAACUCGCGUGAGCAUUACCCUCAUGUAAUGAUGUACUGUAUGUUGAACCCAUUUUACAUCAUUGGGCAGGAGUGUUCAGUGUGACUGCACAGCCUUACAUUACUACCCUGAAAUGUACUGUCUUGAUAUGGAAAGGCCAAUUAUUUAUUUCAAUAUCCUCAUUCUUGAAAAGGUGCUUUAAUGUAAUUUAUAUUUCAUAUUGAUUGUUCAAAACUAUUAAAUGUUUUUUUUCUUUUUAUUAUUUAAUGGGACAAAGUACUGAACUGAAUAUUUACCUUGAGUAUUUAAUUUCAAAGCCUUUGACAUCUUAUCCAGUUUUUCAGUUGUUACAAGUAAAACUUUCUCUGUCUUUUUUUCUAAUUGGCAGUUAGUCUUACUGAAAGUCUGCUGUAGAAAUGUACAAAUGUAGCCUAUAUCAUUAAAGAUACUUAAUUCUU